Messenger RNA from Neurospora crassa OR74A, 3212 nucleotides. RefSeq lists its product as hypothetical. The record is from RefSeq and is a predicted model, not a curated record. The transcript has 3 exons. Lineage: Eukaryota; Fungi; Ascomycota; Sordariomycetes; Sordariales; Sordariaceae. The coding region runs from base 467 to 2671 and encodes 734 amino acids.
UCCUCUUUUUUUUUUUCCCCUCUCUCUUCUCCCUAGGACAUCUUCGACGAUUGUAAACCUGGCGUUCCGGAAUGCAUUCAGAACUAUUAGUUCGACUGUCCAUUUAGACAAGGAACAGAAAAAUACAUCAGCUUGUUGUAUCUUUGUGCGGCAAGCCCUAGUCUGAUCUCAUUCCCGUCUGGAGGAGGUGCGGGGCCUCUUAAAACUUUGACUCUAUCUACGCGUCUACCCGCAUCGGUAUCGCAUUACAAUCUUCAACCUACAAUAUUGAACAUCGACACACAUUUCAGGCUCAAUUCCGACAUUGACUGACGUCGGUCUGUACCGCUGGCACAGGUCAGCCCCACCAUUGUCACAAUUACACUCUCGUCUUAUACCUCGCCACAUAUUGUCUGUUAGGCGCACGCUUGAUUGCAGCGUCUCGUCUCACUGCACACCCCCAUCCGUCCGCCUGGUGUCACGCACCAUGUCUUCCAGGCCGCCGGACUCGUACCCGAGGCGGCCUUCCACUCUAAGCGACCGCCGACCAUCGGCAGACCCCCAUCCGCGUCGCGAUAGCCAGCCUCGUAAUGUUUACAGAGAUGAACGGAGGCCCAGUUCCAGUCAUGCAAGUUCUCUACCCAACAGGCCACCAAACAGUUGGAGUGAUAGUCAACACCGGGAUCGGGACCGGGAUAGGGAUAGGGAUCGAGAUCGGGAUCGCGACCGGGACCGCGGCUUGUCUGAUGCACCUGCAAGAGGCCUGACAGUCAACACACAAACCGCAUCAGCCGGCGACCGUGCUCGACCUGACCAUGGAUUGAACACGCCGGCCACUGCCUCAUCUCCUACGAGCAAUUCCAGGAGUACAUCAGACGCAGAGAUGGGAAAAUGUCUGAGGGCACUGUGCGACUCUCUUAUCAGUUAUACUACGCACAAAUAUAACCUCACUCAGGCUGAAGAUGCACUCGAAAAGCGGCAAGCCGAGUACACAAAAUGCACGGCUAAGCUGGCAGACUUCCCUUCAGUACCGGAACUUCAAAAGAAGUAUCUGGAUCGCGACACCAAGCGACGUGCGGAGUAUUCCAAUAUGGUGCGUGUUGCUGAAGAUGGUAUCAAAAGGGCAAGAGAGGGUUUCCUCUCCUGCUUACUGCAGCUGAUGAAGUCUGGUCAGCUGCCAGCUGCGUUAUUGCCUCCAGCUUCUGCUAGCUCGAAGGAGUACGACGACAAGAUCGCUGAACUGGAGCAAGCUUUAUCAGAUCAUAAGUCCUUCACACAAACCAGGAUUGACGCGCUGCAAGUUGUUUACGACGGUCUCGAAUCUAAACGACUUCUGGACCAACAAAACAUGGAAUCCCGAUUCAAGGACCUCGAGGACAAAUUUGGCAAACAGCAACGAGAGUAUCAAAACAAACUCGCGAAGCAGCAAGAAGACUUUUCAAAGCAACUCCAAACAGAGCUGGCUAAGCAGCGACAAGAUUUUGAACAGAAAUUUGCAAAGCAGAGUAAAGACCUUCCGAAACAGAGCACCAAACUGGAAGAACGGAUCAACAAGAUGCAGUCAGACUUAAGAAACUUUAAGGAAACCCAAGAGCAAGAACUCAAGACACAGCUAGCCAAGCAACAAAAGAAGUACGAGAAACAACUCGAGCAGCAGCUUGAGCAACAACGCGCCACGGCACAAGAUAAUUCCAAGCAAAGCUCUGCUAGCGAGGUAGCGUCUCUACGACAGGAGCUCGCCGACCUGCGCUACCAGCUGGGAACCAGAGAACAAGAACUUAACCAGGUCCGAGCUCAAGUUGCCGAGUUUGAGCAAAAGAUGGCAAAACAGGAGGAGAAGCUAGAGAACGUCGAUUUUGUAGCGCUGGAUGAAGCAGCCGAGAUUGUGUCAUUCCAAUUCCCGGCGCUCAAAGACCGCGUUACAGAUCUGGAGACCAAGGCCCCUCUGGAUAUCUUGGGGCUUACCAAACAAGUUACAGACCUGGGGAUGAAAGAGACGAAUGUUUCGGGACUUGUCAAACAGGUUACGGAUCUGGAGACGAAAGUAACUCAGGUUUCGGCAGCCCAGAGGGACUCUGACAGGAAACUGGAGGAUUUCCAGAACAAGUUCGCGGUUACCUUUGGGCAACUCGUUGAUGCUGAGCGUACCCGAAUCAACAAGCUCAUAAAUGAAGUAAACAACCUUAAGCUGAGGCCGACUUCUGGAACGACAACUCCUCAGUCUGGAGUCAGCAUGGCGAAUCUCGAACCUUUGCGUGCCGAGUUCAAGCAAGCCAAAGCAGAGCAGCAAGCAACGCUUGAGGAAUUGCAGCAAGCCAAAGCAGAGCAGCAAGUAAGGAUUGAGGAAUUGCAGCAGAAGACUUCAGCGCUGGACUUUGCAAUCAGCAAUCUCAACCAGCGCUUCAACAACAUCACUUCUAAGCAUGUAGCCGACAUCUUGAUCCAGCAGCUGCUUCCGGAGACGGAAAAGUGGAAGUUGGAUCUCGAAGACUCGAGCCAACGGGUUGAGUCCCUUGGUAAGGAAGUUGAUUUGCUCAAGGCUAGCGUCGGCAUCCUGGAGGUCAAGACUGCAGGGCUCACUGUUGAGCUUGAACCUCAGGCAGGAAUGAAAAGGCGCCGAACUGAUCAUGAUGGUACACAUAUUGAACGUACCACUUCUAGUACCGGACAGGCAAUCAAUGCCCAAUCCUAGCCCUACUGGCGUUGUUGUUCUCGUUGGUAGGAAGCUUGUACAAACACUAAAAAACCGAGUAUAACUAGAGUCUGAAGUAGACUCGUAUAAGUCAAGACUCCCGGCGUCAAAAGGCGUUAAUAUACCCCUUGAAGUUAGGUGGAAGAUUACUUUGCAAAUUGGCAGACCUGAUAGAGCUGCCUCAAGCUAAGUGGAUUUCACGUUAACAACUGGGAUAGGGGGGGGGGAAGACGGAAAAAGCAUGCCGACACACUUAAAGUGUAAUGAUACCCCAAGUAUACGCAACUUUGUAAGCUGGCGAGGAUACUAAGAGGAAGUGUUGAGAAACACUGGAAUGCAAAUUACGUAAGCAAGGAUUAUCGAGGUUGACCAACACUGGUGGUCAUAGGAGGUGGUAGAUGUUGGGCAUUGAUGCAGAGAAAGAAACAUGUUGAGAUGUUGCAAAGAGGUGAGGAACAUUAAUACGUUACUGCUGGAGAAAUUCAUGGAUUACAGUACAUGUUGGUACUGUGGCAAUCUAUUCAAGCAUUUUAUCAAGAAA